CACCUCGCGGCCCCCUCCCCCCCGCGUGACCCUCUUCAGCGGCGCUCGGGGGGGAGCGGCGGGCGUUGGCGCCCGCUCGGGCGGGCUCGGCUCCCCCCGCCCGCCGGCCGCCUCGGAUGGAGGACGCCGACUCGGCGGCGAAGCAGCUGGGCUUAGCGGAGGCGGCGGCAGUGGCGGCGGCAGCCGCAGUGGCUGCUGCGGCGGCUGCGGCGGCCGCGGAAGGACCCGAGCAGCAGCAGCAGUCGCCGCAGCAAGCGGCGGCCUCGGAGUCGGAGGCGGAGCCGGAGCCCGAGGAGGAGGAGGCGGCGGCGCAGGUGACGGCGGUGACGGUGAUGGCGGCAGAUGCCGAGCACAUCGAGAUGGGAGCCGAGCCCCUGCCGAGCGCCGACGAGGCCGCCGCCGCCUUCGCAGAAGUCACCACAGUGACAGUAGCCAACGUUGGUGCCUCCGCAGACAAUGUUUUCACUACAUCUGUGGCAAAUGCAGCUUCAAUUUCAGGACAUGUGUUGUCUGGGAGAACGGCUCUCCAAAUUGGGGACAGCUUGAAUACUGAAAAAGCCACUCUCAUAGUGGUUCACACAGACGGCAGCAUUGUAGAAACCACAGGGUUGAAGGGGCCAUCAGCACCUCUCACACCAGGACCGCAAUCUCCUCCUACCCCUUUAACAUCCGUCCAAGAAAAAACUGGAACCAAGUAUAACUGGGACCCGUCUGUCUAUGAGAACGAGCUCCCGGUGAGGUGCCGGAAUAUCAGUGGCAUUCUGUAUAAAAACAGACUUGGCUCAGGAGGCCGUGGUAGGUGCAUUAAGCAAGGAGACAACUGGUACAGCCCCACUGAAUUUGAAGCUAUGGCGGGACGAGCCAGCAGCAAAGACUGGAAGAGGAGCAUCCGCUAUGCUGGGAGGCCACUGCAGUGCCUUAUUCACGAUGGGAUUUUAAAUCCUCAUGCUGCCUCUUGUACUUGUGCUGCCUGCUGCGAUGACAUGACUCUGAGUGGCCCUGUACGACUCUUUGUACCAUAUAAAAGGCGGAAAAAAGAAAAUGAAAUGCCUGCAACUCCGGUGAAGAAGGAUUGCCCCAAAAACAUCACUCUGCUUCCUGCCACAGCUGCUACUACAUUCACCGUGACUCCUUCUGGACAGAUCACUACCUCCGGUGCUCUGACAUUUGACCGUGCAUCGACAGUGGAAGCCACAGCAAUUAUCUCGGAAAGUCCGUCCCAGGGUGAUGUUUUCACUGGAGCUGCUGUUCAAGAUACCAAUGUCCAGCAGCCUUGCCGGGUCAAUCACCCAGAACCUCACUAUCCAAGUUACCAGGACAACUGUCAGAUUUCACCUUUUCCUGAAGCUGCACUGCCAACAUCUCAUCCCAAAAUUGUGCUAACCUCACUCCCUGCCCUGGCGGUGCCCCCCACAACCCCCACCAAAGCCAUAUCCCCUUCGGUGGUGAACGGGCUGGAAGUGACGGAGCAGCGGAGCUGGCUGUACUUGGAAGAGAUGGUCAAUUCAUUGCUCAACACCGCCCAGCAGCUGAAGACUCUCAUUGAACAGGCCAAACAGGCCAGCUCCUCCUUCCGCGAGGCCGCUGUCACGCAAGCAAAAAUUCAAGCUGAUGUGGAGAGGAAAGAGCAAUAUCAGAACCAGUUAUUUCAACAGACCGAAGAUGUGGAUGGGAAAACAGAAAUCAUCAUCAAGCAGUCCUGUGUCAACUGCGGUCGUGAGGCAACGAACGAGUGCACGGGAUGCCAUAAAGUCAACUACUGCUCCACUUUCUGCCAGCGGAAGGACUGGAAGGACCACCAGCAUAUCUGCGGCCAGUCAGCCACAGUGACGGUGCAAGCCGACGAGGUGCACGUCACGGACAGCGUAAUGGAGAAAGUCACCGUCUGAGCACACCUACCUCUUUAACCGUUCAUGAACGACGUGGUGCGGCCGGCUGGAUCGGCAACCCGACGCGAACGGUCUGUCCUUUACAAACCAUGCUCUUCUCACUAGCAAACUCAUUUUUGAAAGACUUUUUGAUACUGUGACAGCAUUUGCCUACUCCCGAUCCUCUUCCAAAACUUUGAAUAAUACAGAGACUGUGAAAACCUCAUCUGGAAAAAACAAACCCCACCUAACUGCAGCCUAGCAGCUGGGAGCCACCUUUGGCUUCAGGAAGCUUUGACUUUGCCAGACUGGAACCUCCACCAUGUGGAUUACAGCAAUCUCAUCAUCUCUCUUGAGAUGGAUCUAAAGCAGGUGCUGCCAUGAGAUUUGCCAGUGUUUCCUUCUCCCUGUGCCUCCCUACCUCUUGUUUGAAAAAAGAAACGAACCUUCAUUUGGUUUAUUUAAUUGCCUUGAAAAAGUCAGUACAAGUUCUUAGUUUGCCAUCAGAAGGACUUUUUUUUUCCCUGUGUUCCCUCUGUGCUGGGCAAAUUUGGAACACAUUGGAGCUUCUGCACUUGAAUAUAAGUGAAAAAUAACAUGUUGUUAAAUAAA
Molecule: messenger RNA, 2480 nt
Organism: Gymnogyps californianus (California condor)
Lineage: Eukaryota; Metazoa; Chordata; Aves; Accipitriformes; Cathartidae
Gene: DEAF1
Product: DEAF1 transcription factor
Exons: 13
Coding region: 117-1889 (590 amino acids)
Biological process (GO): regulation of transcription by RNA polymerase II
Cellular component (GO): nucleus
Molecular function (GO): DNA-binding transcription factor activity, RNA polymerase II-specific; DNA binding
Source: RefSeq, a predicted model, not a curated record